CUUCUGAAAACUUCUUCUUGCCGUGAGCUAGAGGUGCGAUAAUUUAGGUGAACAAACAGAUGUGUAGUGCUUCGACCACUUAUUUUCUGAGGUUGGUUCUACAGCUCUUGUUUCAGAGUAGCCGUGCUAUCUCUGCCUACCCUGAGGCAACCGUGAAUCUACUACAUCUGAACAAGUCCGACAAGUAGGGAAAGAGUCCGGACACUGAGCAGGGUGAAAGCAUUUGUUUCUCAGCAAAACAAAAAACAGAACCAUGGCCGCUCGCCGCCAGAGCUGGCUGAUGUGCGGUGCGGUGUUUCGCGCCGCCGUUUGUGUUGCGGUAAAAGGAUCGGAGGACAAGGAGCACAGUCUGAUGCACAACGCGAAGUCGAUAAAAGCAGGAACAACAGCAGCAACAUCGUCUUCUUCGGGGGAAACUCAACACGCAAAAGGCAGCAUUGCAGCGGAGCACGGAAGAAGUGUAUUGACAGCAGCGGAAACAUCAGCAGAGAAAGAAGUCUUGCGCGACAGCCUGCAGCUUCACUUCAACCGGAAGCUUCUUCGCGAAGACGCCAGCGCCCUAGCAAAACAGAAGCUGAAAGAAGAAAACCAAAACCAAAAUGAGAAACGCACAAGGACUAGCACGAGAGAACAAGGCCAAGGAUCAUCUUCUACCAGCCUGCACAAACAAACAGUUCGGAAAAAGCAGAGAGACGAGUCCGAGGAAGUAGGUAGCAUCGUUCAACCUAGCAGGAAAACAGACGAUCCGAGCAGCACCCCCUCCGUUUUCUUCCACGAUCUAGAGGACGAAAAUAUCAACAUCGGCCCCUCCGGGCGGAGAAUACUGGAGGAGAACGAGCAGGUAAAUAUUGCAUCAGCAAAAACAAUAUCAAAUACAAAUAUGUCUGAGUCUGGAAGUGUGCCAGAUUUCUAAUGCUGACCUCGCAUGCCCCGAAACCGAAACUCUGUAAUGCGCGUUGCGGAAUGGUGACGGUGCUGUGUCAUGCAAAAACGCAUCUUCUCAUGCGUAUUACGCAGCACAGUGCUGUUGAAAAAUUUGUCAUGCUUGGCUGCGUUGUACUGUAGUCAUCUUGCCAUUCAUGUAUUAGCAUGACAACUUCCCAGAUCCAGGCAUAUUUGCAACGCAUAAACAAACCUCGAGCAAGACACUGAGCAACGGGUACACGAAGACGCAAAGAUCAAAAACGGCUACGCAGCGGCCGCUUUGGGGCAAGUUUCCGCGGAAGAACUAGCAACUUUGGAAAAAAACCAGGCAGACGGCGGAUUUUCCUCGGCGUUUCUGAACGCGCUCGGGAUGAUUUUUGCCACGGAAAUCGGCGAUAGGACCUUUUUCAUCGCAGCGGUUAUGGCGAUGAGCAAUCCGAGAAUAGUGGUGUUUUCCGGGGCGAUCGGGGCGUUGGCGCUGAUGACGGUAUGGGUUAUUGAGGGUUUUGUUUUAUUCACAGGGACGAGUGUCUGUUGUUUUUUCUUUUUGUCAUGCUGUGAUGCAAAACAUGAUGGGUAAUGAAGUUGGAAUGCAAAAAAAAUGAUCGUCACACUUAAAAGAUUCUCUCCGCCAUUUUGGGCCACGCCGUCCCGCACCUCCUUCCUAAAGUCCUCACCCACUGGGCUUCGGUGGUUCUCCUCCUUUACUUCGGCGUGAAAAUGCUGUUGGACGCGAGACAGAUGUACCUUUCUGGCGAGGGCAAGGAGGUGUCGGAGGAGCUCGAAGAGGUCGAGCACGAGCUGGCCGAGAAGGGGUUGGCGACCGAAAUGACGGACCCGCUGUCGAUGGAGGGAAGCCACACGCUCGGGAAGCCAACGGAUCCGGAAUUCGGGUUAGAUUUGGAAAGCCAAGCUGUGGGGGUAAGUGAUUUAUGGCUUGCUCGUUUGCGAGGUUUGAUAUUGAUUGAUGGGUGUGCAGUUUUUACUUUGGAGUUUUUGCAUCAGUAAUUUGAAGAAGCCGUUCUUGUUGACAAAAACUACUUGUGAUGCUAUGCAGCAGCCGCAUUUACUGUCUGGCAUGCACUACACAAUCACCAUCCAACGAAAAAAGGUCGAUUCCAUGAGCACAACUGCCGGCGAGUCCAACGUUGAUGAGGAUCGGGAGAAAAUGGUCUCCACCUCCGGUUCCGACACUAACACAGACGUUGCGAGUCCGCGGGAUCUUAUGAAAGUGCACGAUUCCACUCUCUCUCGUUUGUGAUGCAAGGUGCCAAACCACAUCUACGUACCCCGUAGGUAGAAAGCACUGCUAGCAUGACAAGUUUUGGAACCCCAAGCAGUACUACAAUCCAAGUGCGGUGAUUUGUCAUGCGGAAGGCAGUACACCUACACUGCCUCUAUUGCUGCUCGUGUACCACAACUUCAAAGGAGGGAACGGGGGAAAAAUCAUGCACUCUCAUAACUUUGAUACUGACGAACUCAAAGCCCGGCGCUUCUCCCAGCGGAGGUACCUUGGGAGCGAGAAAUAGUGGAACCAGUGCAACAUCCCCGAGGAGUCGAGCAAAAGACCAGAAAACCACUUAUCAUUUGUAAAAACGUCCCCACCCCAGAGUUGUCAUGCAAAUGCGCAAUGACACGAGCAUUUGUAAUGCGCACCUGCAUGAGAGGCAUUGCCAGUCGCGUUUUGGAAUUUGUAAUGCUGUAAACAGGAUGAGAGAAUGGCUUUCUCAUGCGGCUUCCCUUGCCAACCAGCACUACACUGCAGGGGGAAACUUCUCAUGCACAGCUCCCAAAACUUGCAGAUUUGUGUUGCUGGAUUCCCAACUUGACUAUGGGGCGGGGACGUUUUCACACAGGAUACCACUCCGCAGAUCCUGACCCAGUCCUUCAUCCUCACCUUCGUCGCAGAAUGGGGGGACCGAUCGCAGAUCGCGACCAUCGCGCUCGCAGCGGCGCAAAACCCGUACGGGGUAACGCUGGGUGCGAUCAUAGGGCACAGCAUUUGCACGGGGUUUGCGGUGAUUGGGGGGAAGAUUUUGGCGAAAUCGAUCACGGAGCGGCAGGUGGCGUUGAGCGGGGGAAUUUUGUUUCUGCUGUUCGCGGGCUACACGGUGUAUGUGGGGGUGCAGGAGUAAGAAAUAACAGGGCCGAGGUGUCGUGGAGCAAGAGGUGGUCCAGUAGAGGCCUAGUUUGAUGAUUUUUUAAGACACCAAAAAUCAAUCUGUACUACUGAUGGAAUGCUGCUACAACUGUAUUUAAUACCAAAUGAACUACUUGCACUUGCUACAGACUUUGUUGAAAUACGUUGAAGACACUGAUUUUUUCAUUUUGCAUUUUUUUCAAAAUCUUCCAACACCGUGUUGUUAGACUUGCUAACACCAAGUUUACGCGGUCGUCUCGGCUGCAUCCUCAAACAUUACAACAAUCAAAGCUUAAAACGAGUUUACGUUUGAUACCUUUACGUUUGCCAAUCGGGUUUUACUGUUUUACGUCGAUAAUCGCUUAUUGGCGAUAUGCAAUGUCAGGAGUGGAAAUAAAUAUCAGCUGGUGCAAAAAAUGAUGCAAUGCCAUUGAAAGCAAAAUCACUCAAUAAUGUAAAUCGGUCGUAGUGUCGGUAUUGACUUUUUGAUGGCUUGUGCCCUCCUUG
Molecule: messenger RNA, 3571 nt
Organism: Amoebophrya sp. A120
Lineage: Eukaryota; Dinophyceae; Syndiniales; Amoebophryaceae
Source: the annotation of a GenBank genome assembly